ACAUAGGAAGUAAAGCCCAAACCCGGGCCACCAAGCCCAUCCACCGAAAUGCUGCGCCACCGCCGCAACCUCGGCGGCGUCUCCUCGACGGCGGCGGCGUCCUCGCUCCGGCGCGCCUUCCGCUCGGCAGCCUCCCUCGAAGCCAUCCUCUCCCUCUCCCACCCAUCCAAGACCUCCUCUUCCUCCUCCUCCGGCGGCGGCGGCGACCAGGAAGCGGGCCCCGCCCACCUCGCGCUCUACAACUACCCCACCUUCGCCGGCGCCUACGCGGCACUCGCCGCCGACCUCUUCCAUCGCCGCCUCCGCCGCCGCCUCCUCGUCCUCCCCUUCUCCUCCGUCGAGCCCUUCAGAGCGGAGGACUUCAGGGCUGCAGGGUUCCAUUCUUGCUAUCUCUUGGAUUUCAUCGGGCCAGGCAAUUUCGCGUUGGAGCUCUCCCGGUUCAUCCCCAGUGUUGUGGCAUUUGAUCACCGGAAAAGUACACUAGCAAGGAUCCCCCAGUUGGGUCGGUGCCUGAGUAACCUUGAGCUUCGCAUCGACACGGGGAAGUGUAGUGCCCGAGCUGUUCUUGAUUAUUUCUCCGAGAAGCUUGCAGGGGCGAAAUCGGAGUCUGAGCUGCCUGAGAACCUGUUGUGCCAAGAAGACGGCGAGCGGGUAUUGAAUGUUCUCAAAUACGUGGAGGAUGCCGAUCUGCGAAGGUGGCAGCUGCCCAACACCAGGGAGUUUCAUAUGGCUCUCAGGGACGAGCGUGCAAAGCUAAACUGUGUCACGAAUCCUCAUGUUUUCGAACAGCUUCUGGAACUUGAUGUUAGCGAGCUGCUUGCUAGGGGGGAGUCAUUUGCUCAAAACCGUCUAGAGGCUGCAAGGAAGCUAAUAUGCAAUCCUUUCAAGAUGCAUCUCGGAAGAGGGUUAUAUGGCGAAUGUCUUGCAAUAAGAGCUGAUAGGAAUACAGAACUGAGCCAUGAAAUAGGUUUGGAGUUGAGCCAGAUGAGUGCUGCCGCCGGCUUACGACCAAUUGGAGCAGUUGUCUUUAUGCAGCGUGGUAUCCUGAAGAUCUGCUUGAGGACAAUGGACAACACAACUAAUACAGCAGAGAUUGCUAAGGCAUAUGGUGGAGGCGGAAAGCCCAGCUCAAGUUCUUUGGCGCUAAGGAUGGACGAGUUCAACGCUUGGACUAGAGACUAGAGACAACUCAUGAACUGAUCUGGAAGGCUUCCUGUUAUAUCGGGUAUGGCGCUCGGCUGGGCUGGACACAAGCUUACUGAGAUGCAAGGAAGAGGCGAAAAUGAGCUAAUGUUGCAGCGUUCCAAGAUGGGACUGAAUCACAAAAUGGAAUGCUGAUGAUCAGAUCUGUCUGGAGAACGAGCCAGGGCAAAAUGCUAAGCUUGAAGCUGCUUAGAAGGAGCAGAUGUGCUGUGUAACCACCUACAAUUCACCUCGUCAUCCAUGGUCACACAGGCAUGGAAAUUGCAUAGAUUUGCCACCUGAGUUACCUUUGUAUGAUUAUUGUACUUAGAUUACAUAUACUCCCAUCCAUUAAUAUGAGGUGUGUUUUGACUAUCUUAGUUUGAGCUUUGAUCAACAAUCAAUCCAAUAAUGUAAGAAUCAUUUGACUCAAAAUUGAUGCUUUGACUUUGUAUUCGUUA
This is a messenger RNA of Brachypodium distachyon (stiff brome), 1643 nucleotides long. RefSeq lists its product as uncharacterized. The record is from RefSeq and is a predicted model, not a curated record. Bases 49 to 1182 code for a protein of 377 amino acids. NCBI's taxonomy places the organism in Eukaryota, Viridiplantae, Streptophyta, Magnoliopsida, Poales, Poaceae. The transcript has 8 exons.